Molecule: messenger RNA, 369 nt
Organism: Boleophthalmus pectinirostris (great blue-spotted mudskipper)
Lineage: Eukaryota; Metazoa; Chordata; Actinopteri; Gobiiformes; Gobiidae
Product: WAP four-disulfide core domain protein 2-like
Exons: 3
Coding region: 1-369 (122 amino acids)
Cellular component (GO): extracellular region
Molecular function (GO): peptidase inhibitor activity
Source: RefSeq, a predicted model, not a curated record
AUGAAGUUCUCUGUCCUCUGCCUCCUGACUGUGGCCUUUGUGCCUUUGCUCUCUGCUCUGAAAGAUGAACAUUGUCCAGAGAGCGUUUUGAAUGGUCCUCUCUUUCCUUGCCAGGAGCAGUGCUCCAGAGACAGGGACUGUGAGAGGAACAUGAAGUGUUGCUACACGGGCUGUGGGCACCUGUGUUACGACCCACGUGGAGUGUCCACAGACGUGCCGAAACCCAAACCAGGAUCGUGUCCUAAACCAUACCGCUUUGACAAGUGUAUCCAGAAAUGCGACACUGACCGAGACUGUGAGGGGAAACUGAAAUGCUGCUUCAACGGCUGUGGCUUCGAGUGUAUGGACCCUGUACAUGGCAACCAUUGA